AGCGGCAUCGGGGCUCUGGUGACAAUUAAUGGCAAACGAUUAAAUCAUUGGCGGCGUCUUUUCCUUCCCAAGAGCUCGGAUGGCCUCGCAGAGAGGUGCCGCGAGAGAGCGCGCACGGGAUCAAUAUCGCCUCUCGGGGUUUCACACAGCUUCCAUUUGUCUGCAUAACGCGAUUUUUAGCUGCUCGCUUUACCACGACCUCCCCAAUUCCGACCCCCCCCCCCUCCCCGUCUCCUUGAUUCGCUACGUUUGAGCCAGCCCUGCAACUUUCAGCGCGGGAUAGCUCUGCAGUCUCCACCGUAGGAGUUUCGCUGCUGCUGCUGGUAUUGCAAAGGCUUCCAAGCGCUCGCCUGGUUUUCACAAAUUAAUUGCACCACCCCCCACCCCCGUGCGUGCGGGAGCGUUCCGAGUCGCGCGGCACGCGGGAUGCCGGGGACUCUGGCCAAGAGACGGCGCCGCCGGCCCCAGCCGCUGCUCAUCCUCGCCCUGGCGCUGGGCAGUGCGGCCGGCGCACUGGUGGCAGCACCCCGGGCAGCGCCUGGGUCGUGUCCUGAGGCGUGCGCCUGCACGCUCAGCCGCCUCGCCUGCAGCCGCAAGGAUCGCUUCUCGGCAUUCCCCAGCGCCACCGCCGUGAGCCAUCGGGCCAACCUGCUCGAGAUAAUUAUAAAGAACCAACCCAGGUUAACAAGCGUCAACCAAAGUGAUUUUGAGCAAUACACCGUUUUGCAAAACCUCACCAUAACCAAUACCGGGCUCAUGAGUAUUUCACAAGAUGCAUUCCGAAACAACAAUCGUCUAAAAUAUAUAAAUCUGGCUAACAACAAAUUGACUCGCAUCUCAUGGAAGGUGUUUCAAGGGCUUCAGCUCAACCAACUGAAUUUGUCCGGGAAUCCCUUAGUGUGCUCUUGUGGCAUUUGGUGGCUGCAGCUCUGGUUGAAGAGAAACCCGGGCACUCUUGGGGGUCAACCCAGCUGCAGAUUAGCGGAGACCGACAGAGUCAUUCCUCUCUCGAGCUGGGCUGCCCCGGGCUGUGACGCUCCGGAGGUGCGCGUGAGCAAAAGCAACAUCUCGCUGUUCGAGGGGGAGGACGACAUGGUGACGUGCAGCGCCACGGGCAUCAUUCCGCUGCUGCGGUGGGAGUUCGCAAACCUGAGCUCCGCGUGUGAGCCGCAGGAGGAGAGUCAGCUCGGCUCGGCGGUGUCCUUGCGCAUAUUUAACAUCUCGUACGAGGACAACAACAAAAACAUCACCUGCGCAGCCGAAAAUGCGGUGGGAAUGGCAAACGUCUCGGUGCAAAUCACCGUCCAAUACAUUCCGAAGAUCAUCUACCUGAACAAGGCAGAGAAGUACCACGUGUGGUGCAUCCCGUUUAUGGUGCGCGGGAACCCGCUGCCCAUGCUCAGCUGGCUGUACAAGGGCGUGGACCUCAACGAGAGCCGCUUCGUCUCGCUGAUCGUGCACCCGCUGGGGCAGGACGGCAUGGAGGGCUGCUUGGACAUGGACUUGGCCACCCAUCACAAUAACGGAAACUACACCCUGGUUGCGAGCAACAGCUUGGGCACUGUGUCGCGCACCGUCUACUGCCACUUCAUGAACAGCUCCGGUUUCCUUUCGGAGGAAGUCGUCAUCAAAAGCGACGGGCCAAUCUCACCGAACGCGACACGGGAGGAGCCAGAGGGCGAGGCAUACGGGGUGUACUUGGCAGUGAGCAUUGCGGCAUUUGCUUGCAUCGUACUCGCUGGAAUGAUCGUCCUAAUCAACAAGUACGGACGUUCCAAAUUCAACAUGAAAGGCUCCAGCAUGGUGGUGGGCGAGGAGGACUCAGCGAGUCCCCUGCACCACGUGGCUCAUGGCAGCGGCGGCUCCGUGUCGUCCGGAGACGGCGGCUCUGACACGGUUCUCAUCGGCAUGACGCGCAUCCCCGUCAUCGAGAACCCGCAGUACUUCAGCGACUCGCUGGGCCCCGGCAAGGACGCGCACAUGUUUGUGCCGCACAUCAAGCGGCAGGACAUCGCGUUGAUGUGCGAGCUGGGGGAGGGUGCCUUCGGCAAGGUGUACUUGGCCGAGUGCUCCAGCCUGGACGUCGGCCAGGAGCCGAUGCUCGUCGCCGCAAAGACUCUGAAGGACCUGAGCGAGGGGGCCCGGAAGGACUUUUACCGCGAGGCAGAGCUUCUCACGAACCUGCAGCACGAGCACAUCGUGCGAUUCUACGGCGUCUGCGUGGAGGGGGAACCCCUGAUCAUGGUGUUCGAGUACAUGAAGAACGGCGACCUCAACAAGUUCCUCAGGCUGCGUGGCCCGGACGCGGUGUUCAUGGGGGACGCCCCGCAGGCCGAGCCGCGGCUGCUCGGCCAGGCCCAGAUGCUGAAUAUGGGCAGCCAGAUCGCAGCGGGCAUGGCGUACCUGGCGUCGCAGCACUUCGUGCACCGAGACCUGGCGACGCGCAAUUGCCUCGUGGGCGCGGGGCUUGUGGUCAAGAUCGGGGACUUUGGCAUGUCCCGCGACGUCUACAGCACCGACUACUACAGGGUGGGCGGCCACACGAUGCUGCCCAUCCGCUGGAUGCCCCCAGAGAGCAUCAUGUACCGCAAGUUCACGGCGGACAGCGACGUGUGGAGCCUGGGCGUCGUGCUGUGGGAGAUCUUCACCUACGGCAAGCAGCCCUGGUACCAGCUCUCCAACACGGAGGUCAUCGACUGCAUCUGCCAGGGCCGCGUUCUGGAGCGGCCACGCAGCUGUCCCAUGGAGGUGUACGAGCUGAUGUUGGGUUGUUGGCACCGGGAGCCCCAGCACCGCCUGGGCAUCAAGGACAUCUUGGCUCGUCUCGAGAGCUUGGCCAAGAUGUCCCCCGUUUAUCUCGAUAUCUUGGGGUGACCAGUGCCCUCUCGCCUUCGCUUCGCAAUGUGUUUUUUUGUAUUUAUUGGUGGGGGGGAGGGGUGUGUUUGUUUCUUUUUUAAAAUGGGUUCCCUCUGUUGAUUGUGAAGGGAUGUAAAGUCUGUUGUUGUGCGGAAUCGGUAAUCACAUUCGUCGUGUCCAGGGUGAGAGAGUAAGAUAAUUAGAAUUGAAUGUGGUAAAAGAAAGUACAUAUUACGAUCAUCUUACACGUAACCCUAAAAUGUACUUCCCAAAAAGGGGAACGGGCUUCUUGGGAGAAGCUAUGAAUGGUCACACGUUGAGGCACGAUGCAUGAGAUAUUAAUGCUGUCAUCACAUUUCAAAUUCCCCUCUUUUUAAAAAAUCUUAAAAAUGUUCAAGUAAAUUACAGUUCCAUGAUUUUCACGAGCCUUAUAUGACUUUCUUUAAAAGGUUUGGUAUUUGCUCCAAUGUUACGUUAGAGCAAAUUACCUUUGCUGCACGCAGUGUUUCAGAUUUAAUUUCAAAUUUAAUUUUCCAUAGCAGGCACCACACUGCGCGGAACUUGACAGCGUGAAUUCUCUUUGCAAGCCUCUCUGCUCAAACUUGCUGCCGUCAGUAUUUAAGCAGUCACUGUUUGUCGACAGUGACCAUCCUCGAUGGUAAAUUACUUCGCCAGAGUUUGGACCAUCAGGCUUAAUUUCCUGCAUACAUUAUCUACAUCGGUGCAAAAGGUCAUUGUCAUCGAACUUUGAGCAUUGUUAGAUCUUCACCCAUCAUUUCAAGAGUUUCAUCAGAACAACUAAUUUGAGGCGAGCAAAUGAUCAAACUAGGUGUGUUAGGGUGGGUGUGGGAUGGCAAACUUCAUUUUCAGAUUGGACAUAUCGAUAUGAAUGCACAUAAGAUAACAAAAAAUAUCCUCGUGUAUAUUUGUUAAGAGACAAGUUAUGCGUUAAGAAUAUCAGUGUCAUCACACAUAAUCAGUCCGAUUCUCUUGGGCAUCGUCAUCAUCAUCGUCGUCGUCAUCAUCCAUGAGCAUCUAAAGUCGAUACAAAAAAACCUCUCCCGGGUGACUUCGUUCACCAAGCGGGAACGGCGAAGCAUUCGUAGAGAUGUUCUACAAAGCAAGCGGCUGCCCCCUCGGUCAUGGUCGAGCGUGGGGGAGGCCCUCGCUCCCCGUGCCACCCUCGUGACAAACACGAGAACCCCGUUUAGCGUGCGCGCCAGCCAGCCAGCCAGCCAAAUCGACUGCACCUCGCUCGCCGAUGCAUACAGAUCAAUGGGCGGCGGUGGAGGGGGGGAUGCGGUGGUGGGAGGAUGGCAAGCCCUGCAUAUAUUUAUCGAUUGGUUUUAUUUCGUAGAAGAGUGCGCUUUGGCACCGCGUCGCAGACUCAAAUGUCGCGCGACUCUCCGCCCGCGGAUCUUGGUGGGCGCGCGACGUGA
Messenger RNA from Lethenteron reissneri (Far Eastern brook lamprey), 4295 nucleotides. RefSeq names its product neurotrophic receptor tyrosine kinase 2 (gene NTRK2). The record is from RefSeq and is a predicted model, not a curated record. NCBI's taxonomy places the organism in Eukaryota, Metazoa, Chordata, Hyperoartia, Petromyzontiformes, Petromyzontidae. Gene Ontology annotation, cellular component: plasma membrane; signaling receptor complex; axon. Gene Ontology annotation, molecular function: brain-derived neurotrophic factor binding; ATP binding; brain-derived neurotrophic factor receptor activity. Gene Ontology annotation, biological process: cellular response to brain-derived neurotrophic factor stimulus; positive regulation of kinase activity; positive regulation of phosphatidylinositol 3-kinase/protein kinase B signal transduction.